GACCAUAAAGCAGGAAUUCCGAAUGGCGACAGAGGAGUUUGGCUACGACAUUUUGAUAUAAAUGUUGUCUCAUACGCGAUAAUGAUUCAAGAAUGCCUUCCUCUGCUGCAUAAAUCACUUUCAAAUCGAACCCCAGCUACGAUCAUCAAUAUCUCCGGAAGGAAGGGGUCUAUAGAACUGUGCCCUGGAACGGAACGAGUUCAUGGAAAUUACGCUUAUAUGUGCAGCAAGACAGCUGUGAAUCACCUUACUCGAAUCUUUUCCAUCGAAAAUCCAGAAAUACUGGCCGUAUCAGUAUGUCCUGGAUGGAAUCGAACAGAUAUGGGAGGGCCCAACGGAAUGACGGACCCGUCAGAAUCAGCUCCACAGCUUUUGGAUACGGUAAAUUUGAUGACAGUUUCUGAACAUUCAGGAAAAUUCUGGGAUCGAAAAGGAAAGCCGAUUCCUUACUAA
Strongylus vulgaris is the source of this 453-nucleotide messenger RNA. The record is from the annotation of a GenBank genome assembly. Lineage: Eukaryota; Metazoa; Nematoda; Chromadorea; Rhabditida; Strongylidae.